AUGGACCUCACCAUGGACCCCAACGACAGCCCUCUCAGCAACCUCGAUGUGUGGUGCGACUGGAGUGGCAUUCCAGAAGAGCCAGUGUCUAUCACGAUCUCCAUGGAGCUACAAACCUGCGGCCGUCCAAACCUGAAUCUACCAAUUCUCAAUGUCCAGUCUCCAAACACCACCAAAAGCCCGUCUUGGGUCAUUCAGUUGAAGCCUGAAGCCCAAUCCCACUAUGAAAUCGACACUCCACCUGAGAAAGAGGCUUGCUGGUUUGGCCAAGAAUAUGCUGAUGAGACUGAGAGAUACCCUACCGAUAACAUCUCUGCUUCUGAUUCCGGGAGCAUUGUUGUUCACGAUGGUUCGUGGGAUGAUGAUUCUCGGCGUAUCUCUCGUCGUACUGAUAAUAUCUCGGGGAUGCACACUCGGGUAGAUAGCUCGGAUAGCUCAACCCUCUCUGACCUUUCCAAGAGCCAGAUCAACAGCCUGGGUAGCCCGAGCUCCGCGAUCCCUCGCAAGAGAUCUGCCAAGGCUGCUUCUCUGCCUGACUCUAUCCCUCCUGACGAUGAGUAUCAAGGCACCCGCCACAAACUUAUGAUGACCAACAUCGAUCCGCCGAGCACCAUCGAGAACGCCGUCAGCUCUACUCCCACUCACAGUCGUUCUGCUAGUCGGGACAAAACUAGCGUGGUGCUGGAGAACAUGCCGUUGCCUCAAGACUCGGGGCCGAGUCAUGUGCCAGGUUCCCCGAGCGUUACAUCUGAGCAUCUCUCGCUAAGCGGCAAUGCAGCGGCGGUUGGAAAUGUACCGGAGCCAGAUGAAACCUCUCCUUGGUGCAAUGCAGAAACUCCUCUCAGCACGAUUGACUUGAGCGGCACCGAGCCGCUCACCGAAAAGAACCUGCUUCAGCGGAAUUAUGAUACACUUUCUACUUGUGUGUGCCACGGAAGCCUUUCUGACACCGAAGAAAGUGACAAAGAAAUUGAGACCCUGCUUUUUCCCCUUGAAUCCAUCGGAUCGGCAUCGUUUUUCUCAUGUCAUGGACUCCCUCUGCCCCAGACGGCUGCAGAAAUUGCCGAAAAGCACAAGCCCAAGAUCUUAUUGGACAAUGACAUUCUUUACCUGCAGACCCCUCCCAAUAUCUACCCUGCAACAUACCAAAUCGCGAUUUCGCUCACGGUCAGGCUACAGAAAGGAAAAUCGUGGGAUUGGUGGGAGUUGGUCGUUAGUGGACUGCCUCGACUUGCCCAGUCCGAGUCUGGUUAUCUCUACUUCCGAACACCCCCGGGUCAGGGAAUGGAAUUCAUGACCUCGUCUUUUAAAAGACAUACGCUCGUGGAAAGCUGCUUGAUGGCCCAGUUCUACGGUGGAAGAAACCUCGUGAUUCCGUUCCGGAAGUGCGAUGCAGAAUGCUUCGGACAACUCAAGGACCACAAAGUCAACACACUCAUACGGGCCGAGGUGGCAGAGGCCGGCGACCCACCGUCCUAUCUGAUCAAAUACAACGCUGCUUGCUCCAUCGAUCUCAUCAAUCAUAACUUCUGGGCCGAGCAGUGCAAAUUCUGCAUUUUUGUGCAUGGCGGCCCGGACGGCGAGUUUGACGCUGUUUUUACACAUAAAAAGCCUCUGAUCAACUCUAUUCAGCUGCCAGCGGCAGAUGGGACUGGAAUCUCACGCAUCAAUAUUAUCAGCAUCCCCCAAGCUCUGGACAUGUUCACGGUGUCGUGGGAAAUCAAGCUGCCCCGAGGCAAGGCUAUCACCUGGUUGCCAUGGAUCAAGACCACGUUCAGCUGCAGUGAUGCUGAAACUGUUCUCCAAGAAGAUUACGCCAUCUAUGCCCCUGAUUAUGAAUUUACCAAGCAUGAAGCUGUACCUCCAAAGUAUCAGAAUGCUGAUACUAGAUGCGAAGUUUCAUGUGGUCAAUUAGGAGAUAUCUGUGUUCCCGGGCUUAGCCAUUCUAAGCCCGAAGUCGAGAAACCUCCAUAUCUCCAAGAUGGUUCCAUUCCCAAGUUUGAACUGACUGAGCCUCUAUUUGGUAAAAUUCCAGCUUCGAGGUCUACAAGUACGCAAACCGUUGCGGAAACUCCAGCUCCUGGAUCGACAGUUUUCGAGACUCUAGUCGCUGAGCGAAAGAAGUCACGCCGUGUACGCGGUCUGUGGACCUUAUGGACUCUGAUUAACUUCUUCUUUCAAUUGCUUGUUUUCCUGGCGUCUGUCCACAUCAUCUCCUCGUCGUACUUUUUGCUCAGCCAUGUCUCCCGCGAAGCGCAUGUCUAUGGCCCAGUGGACUACGCAGGAAAUAUUACUACCAAUGCUGAUGUGGUGCAAGAGACAGAGACUGUCCUGGCAGAGUCAAAUCUUCAGCCUGAGCUGAUUCAACCUGAAGUUCAGCAGCAUGCCAACACCACACCUGCCGAGGUCACUCCAAUUCCCCUGAGAGACCGCAUUGAUUACAUUCUCGGAUGGCGAGGACCAAUUGCGCGUGAGUAA
Messenger RNA from Penicillium psychrosexuale, 2478 nucleotides. RefSeq lists its product as uncharacterized. The transcript has 2 exons. The record is from RefSeq and is a predicted model, not a curated record. NCBI's taxonomy places the organism in Eukaryota, Fungi, Ascomycota, Eurotiomycetes, Eurotiales, Aspergillaceae. Bases 1 to 2478 code for a protein of 825 amino acids.